AUUCCAGUGUCGUCUGCUACCGUCAAAAAGGAUUCACUGCGAUUCACUGUGAUUUUGAUUUUGAAGACGUUGAAAAUAUAUUCAAAUUACCAUCAAAGUUUAGUCAUUAAAAAUGGUAACUUGGGGUAUUUCCAGUAAAAUAGUACGAGUUCUAAGUGCCUUACGACGACCGUGUUUCGCCAAAAGCUAUGCUAAUAAUGUAAUAUCCAUUCGCUGUUUGAAUCAAACCAUUUCACAUAGGAGUUUAAAUCUCAAUCAAGUAUCAUUCGAAAAUAUAUUUGACCCGAGACUUCGAAUUUUCUUAUUAAAUAUCAAGAAAAAGUUUGAUGAAUCAGGAUUUCAAAACAUUGAAUCAAAGUCUGGAAUAGGUGUAGUAAACAAACAACGCAUCCAAUCACUUGCUGGAUUAGGGGAAAAACUAUUACAGACUGAAAAUGAUCUACAAGAGCUUAAAGCUUUGAGUGCAGAUGAUGAUAAAAAUGGUGACCUUGCAAAAAUGGUCAGUGAAGAAUUUUCACAGUUAAAGGAAAUCCUAGUCCAGAUCCAAAAUGAAGUGUUAGAACUCAUUUUGCAGGAAGAUAAUCAUCAAACUGAGGGAAUAAUCAUGGAAUUCUCUGCCGGAGUUGGUGGGCAAGAGUCCAUGUUGUUUUGCAAUGAAAUAUUACAAAUGUACAUCACAUACUGUGAAAGUGAAGGAUGGGACUAUGAAUUAACAGAUAUUGAAAAAAGUGAUUUAGAAGGUAUUAGGCAUGCUGCAAUUUGCAUUAAUAAUUCAGACGCAUAUGAUCGACUGCAGUUUGAAAGUGGAGUACACCGGGUCCAGCGGGUGCCCAAAACUGAAAAGGCCGGACGUGUUCAUACCAGUACGGUAGCCGUUGCCAUCCUUCCCCGCCCUUCGGAAGUUUCCGUGACCAUUGAACAGAAAGAUCUUAAAAUCGAAACAAAAAGAGCAAGCGGCGCAGGUGGACAACAUGUAAAUACAACUGAAUCAGCAGUGCGAAUUGUCCAUUUACCCUCAGGUGUAGUGGCGGAAUGUCAGACACAAAGAUCGCAAAUGCAGAAUCGUAAGGUUGCAAUGGAUAAAAUCAGAGCUCGUCUUUUCCAAAUGAAAAUCGACCAACAGUUGGCAACUACUCGGUCAAGUCGUAAGCUGCAGGUAGGAUCUAGCGGUCGCUCAGAAAAAAUACGGACUUACAACUUCCCGCAAGAUCGUAUCACAGACCAUCGAAUAAAUUUCACUAGUCAUAACUUAGGGGAAUUUUUACGAGGCGCAAGGCCAUUUCAUGUGCUCAUAGGAAAACUAAAGGAAGAGUCAUACAAGGAACGCGUAUUUGAAUUUUUAGAAAAAAUUAAAGUUUAAGUCCGCUGAAUGCCAAUAAAUUGUUUUACCAGUUUUGAAUACAUCAAUAUGUAUUACUAA
This is a messenger RNA of Daphnia pulex (common water flea), 1420 nucleotides long. It is a transcript of the gene mRF1, whose product is annotated as peptide chain release factor 1-like, mitochondrial. The transcript is spliced from 6 exons. Gene Ontology annotation, biological process: translational termination. Bases 113 to 1360 code for a protein of 415 amino acids. Lineage: Eukaryota; Metazoa; Arthropoda; Branchiopoda; Diplostraca; Daphniidae. Gene Ontology annotation, molecular function: translation release factor activity. The record is from RefSeq and is a predicted model, not a curated record.